CUCACGUUGAAAACAAAGACAUCUUUCCGAAGCUUCUUAUUACUGUUCCAAAUCGUCGUCAAUGGUUCUUAAAAACCUUUGAUCUUUGUGUUCGACAAACAAAUCCGUCGAGCACACUCUUGGUCAACGGAUUUUGAAAGCGAAUCUGUUAUAAAUCCGGUGAGUUUUUUUUUUAAUUUUUUUCUUCCGUUGAUUCCUCUGUCUCAUUUCUGGAAAAUUUUCACCUGGGGUUUGCUCGAAUUUUUCGUUAAUGGUCUUCGAGAUUUAGUCAACGAUCUGGGUUCGAUCAAAGUCUGAGUCUUUUUGUUAUAUUCCGGCUGAAGAGAUACAUACUUUUUGAUGAUCCCACGAGUAAGUCUCGCAAAAUCUGAUCUGGGUAUGCUUAAUCUGCCACAUUGUUGGGGUGGAGCUCUGGAUUUGGUCGUAUCAUGAAAAGUUAUCCCUUUGGAUCGAGUAAGGCAUUUCAUGCGUACUCUAGAAGUAGUGGUGAUUUCGAUUUAGAAUCAGGAACCAUCAGAAAAUCUAGAAAGCCUAAGAAUUCGUUUGCCAAAAUGAUCAAAUCUCUCGGGAAUCGUCUUCACCACAUGUUCAAACUGCAUCCUGUUCUCGUUUUCAUUGUUUGCGUCUCGUUUGGGAUCACUGUUCUGAUACUUGUAUCGUCAGUUUACGAGAGACAUAUUGGUUCAACGGUUAAUUAUUAUAAGAAGAAGGAUUUGGAUGGCGAUGAUUAUCCAUUUGUUAAUCUGAAGAACCUUGUGAUGGUGGCUGGACAUUCAGUUUAUACCAGUAGUAAUUGCGGUAAAGUUGAUAAGGAGGAUUCAUGGUUCUUGGAGUCUUAUCAGAAGAAUCCUGGUCAGGCUGCAACGUUCUUGAGUCAUAUACAAGAAGGUGUUGAAGCUGCAGGGAAAGAUGAUGACUCUUUGCUUUUAUUCAGUGGAGGAGAGACUCGUAAAGAUGCAGGACCUCGUAGUGAAGCUCAGAGUUAUUGGGCUGUCGCUGAAUCUAAAGGAUGGUUUGGCAAGGAUGAAGUGAGGUCGAGGGCAUUGACGGAAGAACAUGCCAGAGACAGCUUUGAGAAUCUUCUCUUUAGUGUUUGUCGAUUCAGAGAGCUCACAGGGUCUUACCCACAUAACAUAACAGUAGUAAGUUAUGAUUUUAAGGAGGAGAGAUUUGCACAUUUGCAUCGUUCAGCAAUGGGAUUUCCGGAAUCAAGAUUCUUCUACUUAGGAACUCCGGCUUCUCUAUCAUCCAAGGAAGGUGCUCUUAAAGGCGAAGCUAUGGUUAGAUCUCAGUUUCAAGAAGAUCCAUACGGGUGUGUUGGUUCACUUUGGCGUAAGAAGCUGAAGCGUGACCCUUUCCACAGGACUAUACCUUACCCUAGUGGCUGCCCUGAAAUCGCAGGAUUGUUCAAGUACUGCGGUUCAUCUCCUUUUCCUGGCUCUCUCCCAUGGGAUUGAUCUUUGUAAGAUCUAUAGUUCUAUACUUUUCUAGACUUGCUUCGAGGAACUAAUACUUGGUCAAAGAGCUUGUUGGUAGGAGUUUUUUUUUGUUUUGUUUCUGUUACUUUCCAUAAAUAUUUAGAUUAUACAGAGAAGCCUCAGAAUCUUUGUACAAUUCUGCUUUCAUGUGUUGUCACUUGUCAGAACCAGAGAAUUUUACUUGUAUCAAUUGUGAUUUACGUUAAAUAAAAUUUUGACA
Messenger RNA from Capsella rubella, 1698 nucleotides. RefSeq lists its product as uncharacterized. The coding region runs from base 429 to 1457 and encodes 342 amino acids. NCBI's taxonomy places the organism in Eukaryota, Viridiplantae, Streptophyta, Magnoliopsida, Brassicales, Brassicaceae. The transcript is spliced from 3 exons. Gene Ontology annotation, cellular component: cytoplasm. The record is from RefSeq and is a predicted model, not a curated record.